CUCUUCUCAACACAACACAAACCCUAAAUUCAAUUCACAACAGAGAGAGCCAGCUUAUGUCUCAGAGGCCCAACGUCCCUCACUCCUCCUCCAUAGCUUUCUCUCUCCACUCCCAUCUCCUCGUCUCCAGUGAAAUGAACUCCACCUCCAACUGGGCUUAAAUUCUUCCAUUCCUAAUUUUUUCCCUAACACCUCCAUUUUUUGGCACACGAAUUUUGCUUCUUUAAAACUUAAAAAAAAAAAAAAAAAACCAUUCUUUCAUUCUUUUUUUAACUGCCCAAUACUACUCAAAAGCUUCCAUCUUUUCUUCCAAUAUCGAAAUGGGUGUCAAAGGUUUCGUUGAGGGAGGCAUAGCUUCCAUCGUCGCCGGCUGCUCCACCCACCCUUUGGAUCUCAUCAAGGUCCGAAUGCAGCUCCAGGGCGAAAAGGGCCUACCCGCCCCGGCCCAGCAGCCCAUUCACGCUCUUCGCCCCGCUUUCGCCUUCCAUUCCCAUUCCGGAUCCGCAACCAUGAUGGCUCCUCCGCCGCACGUGGUGGCCGCUCCGCCGCGUGCCGGCCCGAUCUCCGUCGGGGUCAAGAUCUUCCAGACCGAAGGCGUCAAAGCCUUGUUCUCCGGCGUCUCCGCCACCGUGCUCCGCCAGACUCUCUACUCCACCACCCGGAUGGGCCUCUACGACAUCCUCAAGACCAAGUGGUCCGACCCGGAAUCCGGGAACCUUCCUCUGGGGCAAAAGCUUCUCGCCGGACUCAUCGCCGGCGGUGUCGGCGCCGCGGUUGGGAACCCCGCCGACGUGGCGAUGGUGCGGAUGCAGGCCGACGGCCGGCUCCCGGAGGCGCAGCGCCGGAACUACAAGAACGUGGUCGACGCCAUCUCAAGGAUGGCGAAGCAGGAAGGGGUUACUAGCCUGUGGCGCGGGUCGGGUCUUACGGUGAACCGCGCCAUGAUCGUGACGGCGUCGCAGCUGGCGUCGUACGACCAGAUCAAGGAGGCGAUUCUCGAGAGGCACGUGAUGGCCGACGGGCUCGGCACGCACGUGACAGCGAGUUUCGCGGCGGGGUUCGUGGCCUCGGUGGCGUCGAACCCGGUGGACGUGAUCAAGACUAGGGUGAUGAACAUGAAGGUGGAGGCCGGGAGGGAGCCGCCGUACACCGGGGCAUUGGAUUGUGCCCUGAAGACGGUAAAGGCUGAAGGACCCAUGGCCCUCUACAAGGGUUUCAUUCCUACAAUUUCAAGGCAGGGGCCUUUCACUGUGGUGCUGUUUGUGACUCUUGAACAACUCAGGAAGGUUUUCAAGGAGUUUUGAGUUAUUGUUUUGAGCUAAUGAUGAUGAUGAAAAAAAUAUUCUACUAAUUACUAUUAUUGAUUAAUGCAACUCUUGGCUAUUUGAUUUAUAAGA
Rosa rugosa (rugosa rose) is the source of this 1397-nucleotide messenger RNA. RefSeq names its product mitochondrial uncoupling protein 5-like. Lineage: Eukaryota; Viridiplantae; Streptophyta; Magnoliopsida; Rosales; Rosaceae. Gene Ontology annotation, biological process: malate transmembrane transport; oxaloacetate transport; thiosulfate transport. Gene Ontology annotation, molecular function: oxaloacetate transmembrane transporter activity; thiosulfate transmembrane transporter activity; antiporter activity. The transcript has a single exon. Bases 321 to 1304 code for a protein of 327 amino acids. The record is from RefSeq and is a predicted model, not a curated record.